AUGCCAGCCCCACGUACUCUAGGCCUCGUACCUUCGCGUUCGGCAAGCGGACGUGGCCGUGGUACAUUUCGACGACGUGGCACUGGCGCCUCACAACGUGGCGGUGCACGCGGAGCUGGUGGCCCUUCAAGUGCUGAGGCAGCGGCUUCGUUGCUGGAAGAACGCUUUGCCGCUGUACGCGAACAUGACGCGAUUGAUGAGCGCAUGGGGUUCCAGCGUAUCGAACAAGGCGAAACUCGACAAGCUUGGAUGGUCAAUAUGCAUCCAACGCUGUUGCCAGAUGAGACCCACCCAACGGGCCGAUCAGGCGUAGACUACUACUUUGUGCAGGAUGAUGCAUCUAUGUUCAAGGUAACCGUCGUAUACCAGCCAUACUUCUUGCUGGGCUGCUAUCCUGGUACAGAGUCUAUCGUUGAAGAAUGGCUUCGACGCCGUUUUGAAGGUACUUUGCACUCUAUCGAGCGCAAGCAUGUGGAAGACCUUAAGCUCCCGAAUCACUUGGUGGGGCAUCAACGUUUAGCCCUGCAGCUGCGAUUCAUGAACGUACAUGAUCUCCUUACCGUUCGAAAAGAGCUACUUCCGCUGGCACAAGAUGCACAAAAGAAAGUGUCGGCGAUGGAAGCCUAUGCCCAUGUAUUGCAAGAUACCAGCUCUGUAGGAGAGGCGGACUUCGCUAUUGGUCUGGAAACAGACGAUGCUAAAGUGACGAUGAAGGCACGAAGCGGUGGAAAGAAUGCAGAACAAUGUAUUGUGGCGCUCUGGGAAUAUGAUGUGCCUUAUUACCUUCGAGUGGCUAUCGAUAACGACAUCCGUGUUGGUCUGUGGUACGAUGUGAGUUUCCAUGAAGGGCAGGUGACACUACGUGUAGUGCCAGAGCGUGUGAAGCGUGCUGAUCCUGUGGUUAUGGCCUUUGAUAUUGAGACGACAAAGCAGCCGCUCAAGUUCCCAGAUGCGGAGUCGGAUGUGAUCAUGAUGAUUUCGUAUAUGAUUGAUGGACAAGGUUUCCUCAUCACGAACCGCGAAGUGAUUAGCGAGGAUAUCGAAGACUUUGAGUACACGCCGAAAGAUGAGUACGAAGGUCCCUUUAUCAUUUUUAAUGAGCCGAACGAGGUAGCAUUACUCCGCCGCUUCUUUGGCCAUAUCCAAGAAGCUCGACCAACGGUAAUUGCAACAUACAACGGUGACUCGUUCGACUUUAUGUUUGUGGAUGUACGUGCCAAGAUCCACGGCAUUGAUAUGUACCAAGAGAUUGGCUUUGCCAAGGACUCGGACGAUGAGUACAAGAGCCGCCACUGUUCGCAUUUGGACUGUUUCCGCUGGGUCAAGCGUGAUUCCUACCUCCCACAAGGCAGUCAAGGUCUCAAAGCUGUUACGGUAGCGAAGCUGGGGUAUGAUCCCAUGGAAUUGGAUCCAGAACUGAUGACGCCCUAUGCAUCAGAGCAGCCUCAAACGCUAGCACAGUAUUCGGUAUCUGAUGCUGUUGCUACCUACUAUCUUUACAUGAAAUAUGUGCAUCCCUUCAUUUUCUCUCUAUGCAAUAUCAUUCCGUUGAACCCAGACGAAGUCUUGCGAAAGGGUAGUGGGACGCUAUGUGAGACCCUACUGAUGGUGCAGGCCUACAAGAGCAAUAUCCUGAUGCCCAACCGACAUGUGGAUCCGAUUGAUAACACCUUUGAAGGGCAUAUUUUGGAAUCAGAGACGUAUGUCGGUGGACAUGUGGAAGCCCUGGAAGCAGGCGUAUUCCGCAGUGAUAUUCCGACCGAUUUCCGAAUCGAGCCAGCGGCGAUGCAGCAACUCAUUGAUGAUCUGGACGGAUCGCUCAAGUUCAGUAUCGUGGAAGAAGGCCAUUUGUCCCUCGACGAUAUUGAGAACUUUGACGAGGUGAAAGGCCAGAUUAGUAGCAUGUUGGAGGCUCUGCGAGACAACCCCAUCCGCCAGGACAAGCCACUGAUCUACCACUUGGAUGUGGCGGCGAUGUACCCCAAUAUCAUGUUAUCCAAUCGUCUGCAACCUGAUUCCGUGGUAUCUGAAGCCAUGUGUGCUUCGUGUGACUACAACCGACCUGGCAUGACAUGCGACAAACGCAUGAAAUGGGCAUGGCGUGGUGAAUAUUUCCCUGCCAAGCGCGACGAAGUGAAUAUGAUCCGCCAUGCACUUGAUAUGGAGACGUUCCCGGGCCGCGAUGCGAAUAGCAAGCCACGCUCGUACCAGGACCUGAGUGCCACGGAGCAGUCAGCGUUGCUGCAGAAGCGCUUGGCUGACUACAGUCGCAAAGUGUACAAGCGUGCACAUGAUACCAAGACCGUGGUCCGUGAAGCGAUUAUUUGCCAGCGCGAGAACCCAUUCUACAUCAAUACCGUGCGUGACUUCCGUGAUCGUCGAUACGAGUACAAAGGCCUGCAUAAAAAGUGGAAGAAGAAUCUUGACAAGGCCUUGGAGAGCGGCGCGUUGAACGACACGCUGGAAGCGAAGAAGAUGAUCGUGCUGUACGACUCUUUGCAAUUGGCGCACAAGUGUAUUUUAAACUCGUUCUACGGGUAUGUCAUGCGUAAAGGUGCGCGAUGGUACUCGAUGGAGAUGGCAGGUAUUACCUGUCUGACGGGUGCCACGAUCAUUCAGAUGGCCAAAGACUUGGUCGACCGGAUUGGACGGCCGUUGGAACUGGAUACAGAUGGUAUUUGGUGUAUGCUUCCUGGCACAUUCCCCGAGAACUUUACGUUCCAAUGUCGGAACGGCAAGUCGUUCGGCGUAUCCUAUCCAUGUACAAUGCUGAAUUACUUGGUGCAUCAGCGGUUCACGAAUCAUCAGUAUCAUGACCUAGUGGAUGCGAAGACAGGCGAGUACAACGUGCACAGUGAGAACAGUAUCUUUUUCGAACUGGAUGGCCCAUAUCGCGCGAUGAUCCUCCCGUCCAGUAAAGAAGAGGACAAGCUGCUGAAAAAACGGUAUGCUGUCUUUAAUGAGGAUGGAUCGCUCGCUGAGCUGAAAGGAUUCGAAGUGAAGAGACGUGGUGAGCUUCAGUUGAUCAAAGAUUUCCAAAAGCAGAUUUUCAGCAAAUUCUUGCUGGGUGACUCGCUCGUGAGUUGCUACGCUGCUGUAGCCAAGAUUGCGGAUCAGUGGCUGGAUGUGCUGUACAGCAAAGGCUCGACGCUCCAUGAUGAGGAAUUGAUUGAUCUGAUUGCCGAGAACAAGAGCAUGUCGAAACUGCUGAGUGAAUAUGGUUCCCAAAAGUCGACAGCCAUUACGACAGCACGUCGUCUAGCUGAGAUGCUGGGACAGCAGGUCGUCAAGGACCGUGGCUUGGCGUGCAAGUUUAUUGUCUCUGCUAAGCCGUAUGGUGCGCCUGUGACCGAGCGUGCUGUGCCUGUGGCCAUUUUUAAUGCAGAGCCAGAUGUAAAGGCUCAUUUCCUCCGCCGCUUUUUGAAAGACAACACGCUUACGAACUUUGAUAUCCGCAACAUUCUUGACUGGCAGUACUACAUUGAGCGAUUUGCCGGUGUCAUUCAAAAGCUCAUCACCAUUCCAGCCGCGAUGCAACGUGUGCCCAACCCAGUGCCACGUGUGCGUCAUCCUGACUGGCUACUCAAGCGCGUGGCCGCGCGUGAAGACAAGGUGACACAGGCCAAACUCGAUACAUUGUUCCAUGGCGAAGCUGUACGGGCCCGCACCAAGGCGCCCGCCGCCGUGCUAGCGCAGCCAAGCGUGGCUCGUGAGCCAACGCCGCCGCCAGCGCCAGAGCUGUCGAUACCUGAUAUCGAGCAGGACUAUCCUGGAUGGGUUGCAGCCAUGCGAAGCCGGUGGCGGCAGCGUCGUGCAGAACGGCGUCGUGACGGCACAGAGCGACGUCCAGCUACUCUUGGCGGGAUGCUGGCAGAGCGUAGCACCGCGAUGGCAUCGGCUGCGUGGGAUAUUGUACAGCUUGCGCCGACCGCGCGACCGGGUGAGUUCCGGAUGUGGGUCUUGGUGGAUCGCCAAUUGCAUGCUCUCCGAUUGCAUGUACCACGCCAGCUGUACGUGAACUUUGUGCACAUGCCGGCGCCUGGUACGCUCCUCGAUACCUAUCGUGCAGAAGUGGUGCAUCGUCUGCUGCCCCGAGGUGCCCCUGUGCGACACUUGAUGCUGCUGACGAUCCCGGAAGAAGAGUUCCAGGCGAAUGAGUACCACUUUGCAGGACUAUUGAACCACCCUAACGUUGAUGGCGUGUACGAGCGACAUGUACCGCUGGACGUGCGUGCGAUCCUACAGCUAGGUACGACCUGCACGCUGCGCCGUGGCGCCAAGCUGCAUCAGGCCCUGGAAAAGGGCUUGCCUCUCUCGGAUCUAUCUCAUGCCUCAGGCGCGGCAUCGUCCUACCUAUUUGGUGGUCGCGCUAUGCGUACCUUGUACUUAUACCAUGCCUCGGAUGGCAAACGCCAUGUACUUGUCCUUGUCAACAGUGAUGGCACUACGCGAGUCCACCUGGUCGACUCGGCAGGCUUGCAGCAAUGGCCGUCGCUGGAAGCACUGUAUACGGAGCGGCAUAUGGCGAUGGCCAAAGCAGGGCGCAUCGGAGAUGGCCAAGGUGCAUUUGACUACCCCUCGUCGCUGCAUACCGAAGUUUCAGUACAUACCAACCUCACAAAAGCAUUCCGUGCGCUGAUCAAGGAUGUACGUGAAGCCAAAGCAGCACGGCAAGGUGCGGCGUUCCUGACUGUGUGCACUUCGCGUUCGCUCUCAUACUAUGAUACGCACAUGAACUUGUCGAUGGAGCUGCCUGUGCUUAUGGUGCCAGCAGCCCGCGCGGAGGAUGCGUUGCCGGCGUUGGGCUGGCAGCCCUACGCAGCCCGCCGUAUGGUCAGCUGCUACUUGCGUACGUCUGCGUGGCUGGCCCGCUGGAUUGAGCUGGCGACGCAUUUGGAUGUGCCGGUAUGCAAUAUGGAACGGGAUUUUGCACUGUUUGGCAGUGAUCUGGACUUUGCACGUCGCUUGCAACUAAAUGAUAUGGUGCUAUGGUGGUCCUCUGGUCCCCGUCCCGAUUUGGGCGGUCGUGAAGACGAUGCCCAUGCCGGUGUGAUCGACGAACUGGAUGCGUUGGAAGUGAUCAACCCAGGUGCAUAUGCCAACGUGUGCCUCGAAAUCCAAGUGGCCGACCUUGCGUUGAACUGUGUGCUGCAGAGUGCCAGUGUCCAUGCGAUGGAAGGUAUCGGUGCUGCAUCGAUGGCGUUUGAUGCUGCCUCGCAUUCUCUAGAUGACUAUGCGCGUGGCCAUGUGCCUGUGUCAACGGACCUGGGCGACGCCGUGCUCACAUCACAGACCUUUGCGACGGUCCGCAGCAUGGUGAAAACAUGGCACGUUGACAAGACACGAGGAGCUUCCACCUGCGCCUCGCUCCUUGCCGACAAUUUCUGGCGUUGGGCGUGCAGUACAAGAUCUGCGCUGUUUGAGCCAGCGCUGCAGCGGUUCUUGCAGCGUUUGAUGCGCAAGAUGAUGUUGCAGCUCCUUGCCGAAUUCCGACGAUUGGGUGUGCAGAUUGUGUAUGCGAGCUAUACACGACUCAUCUUGCUGACGAAUCGCCCAACCGCAGGCAGUGCAGCGGCGUUCGGGCGGUACUUGCUAAGUGCAGCCACAUCGCCGGACGUAUUCCGCCACUUGUCUUUCCACCUCGUGCAUGUAUGGGAGUACUUGCUGUUCUUGGAUAUGGCGAAUAUGGGUGGUGUUAUUGCGCACGAUCCAGACGCUACGGAACUUCCGGACGAUGUGGACGUGGAAAUGGCUUGGAAUAUACAAGCGUUCCUACCGCCUGCGCUGCAAGAGCGAUUUGCCAAGGCCAUUGGUCUGUUCAUUUAUGAGCUGUACCGAGCCAAAAAGAAGUACGUCGAGGGGACGGGCGAUCGCCCUGUGAUGCGAAUACUGCCACAAAACACGCCGUCAAAGCCCACGGCUACCGACGACGUGGAGAAGGAAGAGGCAGGACAGGCUCAGCAGGUCAUGGACAUCAUUGCGCAUGUCAUGACCCCACGCCUUCUUCGUAUGGUCGGCGACAUUCAAACCGAGUGGAAGAGCGGUAUCGAUGCGGAUCGCUGGACGUUCCCUCAGUUACCAGGCUCGCAUCUCGACCUCAACAACCCCGCGUUGGAAUUUAUCAAAGCCACGACGCGUGUUUUGGCCUUGCACAAAGAAGCGGCUUUAGAAGCGCAGGUAUGCAAGCGCAAUCUUCUCGACCUGAUCGGUGUACGAGAAUUUGCCCCUGUGGCCGAAUGGCGAAACCCGUGCUUGUCGUUCCGACUUCCGUGGGUCAUUUGCCAGUUCUGCAAUGAAGACCGCACCCUGGACUUGUGCCGUGAUACUGACUUGUUGGCUCAUCCGCAUGAUCAUGAUUGGCGCUGCACACGCUGCGAUACCCUAUAUGACCGCACUGAGAUUGAGCUUCGUUUAGUAGCCCAAGUGCAGCAGCACGUGGCCCAGCAUGCCGUGCAAGAUCUGCAUUGCGAGAGAUGUGGACGCAUUCAUACUGGCAACUUGGCACCGUACUGCAGUUGCUCUGGCGCAUGGGUGCACAAAUCACCUGCCGCCACGACCAUGCGAAGGCUUACGCAUGCCCUCGCGAUUGCCGAGUUUCAUGCCUUUCCCUUGCUCGCCGCUACCGUGCGUAUGUGGCUCGAGGCGAUUUAA
This is a messenger RNA of Malassezia pachydermatis, 6651 nucleotides long. Its product is annotated as dna polymerase catalytic subunit a. The transcript has a single exon. Gene Ontology annotation, biological process: leading strand elongation; mitotic cell cycle; DNA replication proofreading. Gene Ontology annotation, cellular component: nucleus; epsilon DNA polymerase complex. NCBI's taxonomy places the organism in Eukaryota, Fungi, Basidiomycota, Malasseziomycetes, Malasseziales, Malasseziaceae. Gene Ontology annotation, molecular function: single-stranded DNA 3'-5' DNA exonuclease activity; DNA-directed DNA polymerase activity; DNA binding. Bases 1 to 6651 code for a protein of 2216 amino acids. The record is from RefSeq and is a predicted model, not a curated record.